UGUAACCGCCGCUGAGCCCGUGCCAGCUCGCGGAGGGCACUGUCUAACUGUAAAACUGUGGGAAAUGCAGCCGGGAGUGAGCAGCAGCACCGAGAGGAUUAAAGCUCAGGGCGUGGAGAGAGAGGUUUAUCCUAUCACCGGGAGAGCGAGUUUAGAAAAGAUCAGAAUUCAGGGUUAGACACUCAUUACAAACACAACGCCUCCUUUACUCCGUCAGACCUAUUUACGAGGUGGAAGAAAGGAAAAUCCUCAAGUACACUUGCGAUUUUGAAUUUAGUGCCUUUCACUUUGCACUGCAAUAAUCACUAGUCACCCCGGGACCCGUUGCCGGCGCUGGAGUGACUUGACAUUCACCCACUGGGAGUGGAAAUUUAUGCCCUUUUGAGCCUAGAGAUGCGUGGAGUUGCGACGUAAAAGACCCAUUCACCUCAGAGGAAACAGCUGCAACUGUGUCCCGUGAAUAUUUAUGGUACGCUGGAAUUUCCUUGCUCUUUCACGCCUAAGUGCCGCUCAAUCUACCUUGGAUCAUUUGGUAACGGGCUGGAGCUUGCUCGGGUUGAAACAGCUCAUUGAUGUGACCAAUUCGACUUUUUCAACGCGCCCUCCAGAUCAAAAGCGGGAUGUGUGGGCGGAUAACGGCGCAGGGCUCUCUUGACCCUCCAAACUGAGGACAGUUUUGAUACUAUUCCAACCAUCAGCUGUUAGGGGCAUUCCUGCAUUUGGAGACUCGAAUAUGUAUGCUUAUUUGGGAAAGGUGCAAUAAUUCUAAGUAAAUGGAGUGAAGCAAAGAUCUCAUGUAAAAGGCCUCCACUUUCAUUCUUAUGCAUAAGGCCUGGGAAUCCCUGAGAUUAUUCUACUUUUACAGUACAUAUUUCAGACAUCAUUAAAUGAAGAUUUUCAGGUGUCGUGUGUCUUUUUAGAACAAUCUCUUUGUGCUAAUUUACCUCUCUGCUGAUUUCAAAAAAUGGACAGCUUUGAAACAGAUGUUAAUCGUAAUACAACUAAUGAAUUGGAUAUAAGUGACAAUGAAGAACUUCUGGAAAAAAUGGAUGAUUAUCAAUUCGCCACAUUUGUAGAGAACUGCUGUGUUAAUUUGCAACAAUCACAUGACAUCCUAGAUGAAGACUGCAUCAAACAAACAUCAGAGAAUUCUUUAAUGUGGGAGAAAUCCUUUGAACACAGUAUACUUCUAGAUAUGGAUGAUGACUUCAACUUAAAUUUUAGUGAAAUAUGUGAUUCCUAUACCAUCUUCCUUUCUCAGUCAUCAGCAGAAGAUGAUAGCCUUAACAUUACUACAGAUGAUAUUGACAAGAUUGAAAAUGAAUAUGAUGGCAGUGAUGAAGAUGAAAUAUACAGCACUAAAGAAACCAAGUAUGAGGAAAACCAACAUAUCUGUCGUUCUAGCUAUUCAGACCAAAAUGAUGAAAGACAAGAAAAUUCAGAAAAUAGUUUUCAAGAGAACAAACUACAGGAUUUGCAGGACAAUACCACUGAUGAGGAGCAGGAAGAAUUGCCAUAUGAUGGUCACUUACAGAAUGUUAGUGAACAUCCAACAGAUGAGCAUCCUGACUUGGUUGAUCACAUGCUGCCAUUAACUAGACUUGUCAGGAACCAGUCAGCUCCUUUGCCUGUUAGUAGGGUGACACAAACUAUCCCAUUGAGCCAUGAAAGAUCAACUGUGGAGAAUUCAUUCUUCUGCCAAGAAAUGCCUGAAAAUCAGCUAAGUACAGAAGCUGAAGAUUCUAAUCAUAGAAGUAAAAGUGAAACAAAUACUUUUUUUUCAGAGGAUACAGUUGAUGCAUUGGUAUCCAGACAUGAAACUAAAUUAGAAAGUAGUGUACCAGUUGAACACAAUCAGCUUUAUGAUGGAAGAUCAAACAUUACCGAAUCACUUCAAUAUUACUUCUCUGAAGAAGACCUGGCACUUAAUUCAACAAUGUACAUUGAUUCUGAGACCUUACCGGAGACCUCUUUUACAGACAGUGUAGAAGAAACUGUAAUUAAGAACCAUGUUUCAUCAAUAGCUAGUAAUAAUUUGCCUAUAAACAUUAACAAAUUUACAUUGUCAGAAGCAGAUCUUUCCAGUAAACAAAGGGUGGAUAGCAAAUUUGCAACUGAAAAAAAGGUGUUUCAAGCUGAAAAUGAUUCAUGCUACAAUGCUCAUGAGAACAUGGAAAAUAAUUGCACAUGUGGACCAGUGAAUUCACCAAAACUAACACAGGAAGAAAACACACAAGCACCAAUUAAUCUUGAAACAAUAUCAGAAAUUGCUCAAAAUCCUAUUUUAAAAACUGGAAGAACAAUUUCAUAUAAUGAAAUCAAAUACGGUAAAGGAAAACAACAUUAUCCUCAGCUUGACUUUUCCAAAGUUGAAUCCAAAGUCAAAAUUCCCAAGAGGACUACUUCUAAUAAUUAUAAUCUGGAAAGACCAAUAAUAAAAAAGGCAAAAUCUUCAGCCAACGUACCAGAAAGUUCUCAUGCAACUCAUAAAUCGAAAGUAGAUGUAACACAAGUGAUAUUGGAUAGUACACAAUCUUCAAUAGUUCCUACCAGAACAAAAGUUAACAGCAAAAUACAAUCUGUGAACACAAAUCAUACCCCAGAACUGUUUCAACAAUUGCAGGAGGAGUUUGACAAACUAUUAAUAAAGUAUGCAGAAGCUGAGAAUACCAUUGAUCAGUUGCGGUUUGGAGCAAAGGUAUCUGAAAACUCUGUUUCAAAUCAGAAUCAAAUGCUUCAGUCUGGACUUUUGUCAUCAUCCUGUCAAGUAAUCAAUUCGGCUGGUUCCCAGCAACAUGAAACUCAGUCAGGAUCUGCUUCCCAUUCAAUUAUAUUCUCUCCUUCAGUUAUUUCUGCUGGAACCAAGCCAGAUUCAUGUCAACCCUUUGCUGAGGUUCACAAGGCAACAGAAGCUGAACAAAUGGCUCAGGAGCUAAAUGAACACAUUGAAUAUUUUAAACAUCAGGUUGAAGACUUUCAGAAGCGCCUUAAUUCUGAAUCAGUUUCUCUAGAAGAUGUACAAUGGGAAUUUAAGAAACUAAGAGAUGGCCAAGAGAAACUAGAAAGAAGAUACAUUGCAACAAAAGAUGAGCACCGAAGUUUGCAGCAGCGCCGCUACCUGGACAAUAGUAUCAUUGUUGGGGAGUUUGACCCUGACAGGGAAAUGGAUGGAGAAAUAUUUAGAACAGGAAUGCAACUGGAAAACAUGAAAGAGAAAAUUGAUGAAUACAUUUGUAUUCAGGCAAGCCCAAAUAAUUCUAUCAUGACUACACCACAUUCCACAAAUCACUCUCUGUCCUCUGAGAAUACCGUGGCUGCCGUUAUACAGGAAGGACUGGGGGUGGUUUUAGUAACACAGGAUAGUUUUCAAAAGGAUGUAAAGCAAGAGGAGACACCAAAGAGGAAUGGUAAUUUAUCAGUACCAGAAGACAGAGACAAUCCCAUUCAACAGAGAGAUCUGAUCAAAUAUUCCAAACUGCCAACAGAGGGAAUGGAUUUCUCAGUGCCUGAAGAGAAAUUAGUCAGUAAUUUCUUAAUGCCUUUAGCAUCUAUCCCCACAAUAGAUGACCAAAGUUGUAGAAGAAUUUCAGAAAUAGUAGUAAAUGACAAUGAAAACCAACUAGAACAGGAUCCUCAAUCACUUGAACUACAAACUUCUACAGUAUCGACAAAAGCACCAUCAACCCUGCUUGACAAUAAUUUUCAUGCUUCUGUUUAUCCAUCUAAUUCAUUCAUGAAUCAAACAUUAAUAUUGCACAGCACUUCACUCCAUGAGCAGGAACUAUCGAAUGAACUCAAGAUAAUUUUGCCAGACAAUGGAAUUGCUGGAUCAGAAAGUUGCAGACCCCACACAGCUAUACAUACAUUGGAUUCUGAACAACCACAAACAGAAAGAUACUCAAAUGUUUGUGAAAAUAUGCAUUCCUGUAAGAGAGGAUUACAUAAUGGAAGCAAUGAAUCAACCCACACAACUGAAAAUAUAAUGGAAAAUGAUAACAAAGUAAGGCAGUUACUUCAGAUGGCAGAUCCAUCUGGCUGUACCAAUCCAUUGAAGUGGCAUGAACCCAUCAUUGGUGUAACAGACUUGUCAGCAGCUGCAGGAAAUUGUUCCCCAGACUUGGACCUUCUCACUGAGAGCUCAGAGGAUCAUAUACCACUACCAAUCCCUCAACAGUGUAAAUCCAAAACAUUGCUACAGCAGACUAAUUGUGGUGAAAAAGAAAAUGAAGACUUAUCUCAAUCAUGGUCAACAAAAAAUGAAGAAGUCUUGGAGCUGCAAAAUGAAGUCUCAAAACUCAAGCAAUCACUAAGGGAAAAUCUUUCAAAGUUGUCCAAUGUAUCUCCAUCACAGAGACAAAGAUAUCGAACCAGAUCGUGCCAUAGUGAGAAAUUUUCAUCUACAAGAUGUGAGGAGGAUGUUAAGUUAACUACGAAUUUCUUAAACAGCCUAAAAAGAAGAUCCUGUAGUUGGCAAAGAGGAGAUAAAGAUGCUUCAAAUCCAAAACUAAACAACAGAAUGGAAGAUCUAUUUUUUUCUGAUACACAAAUAUCUGUAUAUGCAAAGCAAGGUUUCUUGGAAAAACCAAGAACAGCUCAUCAUAGACGAAGUUACUCAGAAGGUCACAAAUCAACCAGGACUUGGCUAAAAGGUUCAUAUAAAGGCUUACAGUCAUCAACAAAUGGACUGAAUUUACAUAGACCGAAAAUGAAUAGCUGUUUUUUGUGCAGUAAGAAAACACCUCAUAAAAUCCUCUCUGAGGGAUCAUCAGGGCAAAGUAGGCAUGGGCUCACUUCCAGCCUUGGAAUUUCAGCUACUGCACCAAAUAAAUACUCUGAGAUAUUCGCGUCUAUUUCACCAUUAAGGUAUGAUACCAUUGAGUAUCCACCAAUAUCAAAUGGCUCCAGGAUUUACUAUUCACCUACAUGUGAAAUAGACAAUGUAAGGUCACCAGUUUUACCCAAUCAAUUUUGUAGCACCAAGUCAUUGUUGAGAGGUAACAUUGAAAAAAGCAACAUUAAUGCACAGGAAAUUUUACAUUUAAACACCACGUUGGACAGAGCAAUUGAGACUGCAAACAACAUGAAGAAAACCACCAGGAGGAUGAUUAAGAUUUUGUCUGCUGACUUGGCCAAAGCUGAGUACUAUAAAUAUUUGUAUGAUUUCUAAUUUUCUGAUACUGUAAAUGAACCCAGUGUGAUGGGUGGUGUAAUAUUAAAUAUAAUAGUGCAAAAUGGAAUAUGAAUUUGGUACUUUUUUCUCAAACAGUACAUUGAUUUGAAAUAUUAAGGGCUACAGUUAGAUAAUUAUUACAGAUUUUGGGUCCUAGCUCUAAACCUCUUAUAUCUAGGAUAGUUUCAAUGUAUAAUUUCAGUUACAUCACACUGCAAAUUUUUGCUAUAAAUUCUGUGUUACGAUCGAGCCCUCCA
This is a messenger RNA of Chiloscyllium plagiosum (whitespotted bambooshark), 5427 nucleotides long. It is a transcript of the gene aknad1, whose product is annotated as AKNA domain containing 1. The record is from RefSeq and is a predicted model, not a curated record. NCBI's taxonomy places the organism in Eukaryota, Metazoa, Chordata, Chondrichthyes, Orectolobiformes, Hemiscylliidae.